Molecule: messenger RNA, 1800 nt
Organism: Daucus carota subsp. sativus
Lineage: Eukaryota; Viridiplantae; Streptophyta; Magnoliopsida; Apiales; Apiaceae
Product: NEDD8-activating enzyme E1 catalytic subunit
Exons: 9
Coding region: 139-1485 (448 amino acids)
Biological process (GO): protein neddylation
Cellular component (GO): cytoplasm; nucleus
Molecular function (GO): NEDD8 activating enzyme activity
Source: RefSeq, a predicted model, not a curated record
AAUCAUAGACGUUGUUAAACAGAAAAACUGGUAAGUUAUAUAUACACUGGAAAAAAGCAUGGGAUGCCAAAAGCGUAAAACAUAAGCAAAACUACCCGUACUCUAACUCGCUCUCUGCUCAGCUCGCGAGCAUCGCCAAUGGCGGAGCAACUCAGCAACAGCAGAUCACGUGAUCUCGACAAGCUUCUCCUUCGUCCCGGCAAUCUCGUCGGCCCCACUUUCGAACCUGGAGCUGAUCUGAGGAAUGAUCUUCAAGAGUAUGCUAAAGUGUUGGUUGUUGGAGCGGGUGGAUUGGGUUGUGAGUUGCUCAAGGAUUUGGCCUUUUCGGGGUUCAAGAACCUGGAAGUUAUCGAUAUGGACCGGAUUGAUGUAUCUAAUUUGAACCGACAGUUUCUGUUUAGGUUUGAGGAUGUUGGAAAGCCAAAGGCUGAGGUGGCUGCAAAACGGGUCAUGGAGAGAGUUAGUGGUGUUAAUAUUGUCCCUCAUUUUUGUCGAAUUGAGGAUAAAGAGCUAGAGUUUUAUAGUGAUUUCAGUAUUAUCGCUCUUGGUCUUGAUUCCGUUGAGGCACGAAGCUACAUAAAUUCUGUUGCUUGCAGUUUUCUAGAGUAUGAUGCUGAUGACAACCCAAGGGAAGAUACAUUGAAACCUAUGGUAGAUGGUGGAACUGAAGGAUUUAAGGGUCAUGCAAGGGUUAUUAUGCCAGGGGUCACACCAUGCUUUGAAUGUACCAUUUGGCUUUUCCCGCCACAAGUCAAGUUUCCUUUAUGCACACUUGCAGAAACUCCUCGAACUGCAGCUCAUUGUAUUGAGUACGCCCAUCUGAUUAAGUGGGAUGAGGUUCAUGGUGGUAAAGCUUUUGAUCCAGACGACCCGGAACAUAUGCAGUGGAUCUACUCCGAGGCUGUGAAGAGAGCUGAGCUUUUUGGCAUUCCCGGGGUUACCUAUACUCUUACUCAGGGUGUGGUAAAGAACAUCAUCCCUGCUAUAGCUUCCACAAAUGCAAUCAUAUCAGCUGCAUGUGCUUUGGAAACUUUGAAGAUUGCAUCUGGAUGCAGUAAAACGUUAUCGAAUUACUUGACGUAUAAUGGUGCUGAAGGUCUGCACACUAAAGUUACUGAGUUUGUGAGGGACAAGGAUUGUCUUGUUUGUGGUCCUGGAAUUCUUAUUCAGCUGGAUACUUCAGUCACAUUGAAGAAGUUUAUUGAUCAACUAGAAGAUCACCCGAAGCUGCAUUUGUCCAGAGUUAGUGUUACAUACAGGGGCAAGAAUUUGUACAUGCAGGUCCCUGCAGUACUGGAAGAGAUGACUCGCUCAAACUUGGACAAACCGCUAUAUGAGCUGAUGGAUAAAUGCGGGAAAGACGUUGUCCAUGUCACUGGAGCCGCAGGGAAGAGUGGUGCGAAACAAUCAUGUUUGAGGAAGUUGCGAAUUGUUUUUAAGGGAAUUGAUGGGGUGGUAGAUAUGGAUGUGGCAAAUGGAGCUUAGAAGAUUCUGCUCUUUUGGUAAAGCGGAGUGUGUGUAGAAUUUAGAGUGUCGGGACCAAAUUAAAUAUAUUUAGCAGAAGGCAUGCAAAACCAGCUAUGGUACUUGUCAUAGCCGGAGGUUUUGAAGAUAUCACAAUUGGCUAAAUGGCAAUACUUUCACGAAAUCAAGAACUUGUUUCUCAUUCCUCCAACUCUUGUGGUGAGAAAAAUUUCAAAUUACUUGGAAAGCCUCUUGUUUUAGCUUCUAAUAUUUGAGAAGAGAAGAUAAAGUUGAUCUUACUUUAGAUAUUGAUUAAUUACUUAAAUCAGUUUGAUA